AUGGAGAAGCCGGGCAUCAAGGAGAAGCAGCUCCUGCCUAGUCGGACAAUGUUCCAUGGCAUCAUCCUCGGAUUUUCCUGCUCCCCAAUCGGCAACAUCAAGAUCGAUGUCCUGUUCGGUGACAAGCUCCACUUCCGCCGUGAGCCGAUCUGGUUUGAGGUGGUUCAUCUGGACAGCCCCUACCACGCGCUCUCGGGCCGACUAGCACUGGCCAAGUUCAUGGCGGUGCCGCAUUACGCAUACCUCAAGAUGAAGAUGUCGGCAGUCGGCUGGCCGGAGUCCCUCGUCAUCGCCGAAGAGAAGCGCCUCCUGGAUCGGGCGAUGGCCAUGGCCCGCGAGCAGCCGGCCAUACCAUCUGACCCCAAGGACGCGGAGGCCCAGGGCUCCUUCCAGCCGGCCAAGGAAACCAAGAAGAUUGCCUUGGAUCCGGUGCACCCGGAGAGAUUUGCUGUCGUGGGGUCCAACCUCGACAGCAAAUAG
Molecule: messenger RNA, 480 nt
Organism: Aegilops tauschii subsp. strangulata
Lineage: Eukaryota; Viridiplantae; Streptophyta; Magnoliopsida; Poales; Poaceae
Source: RefSeq, a predicted model, not a curated record